This is a messenger RNA of Wallemia ichthyophaga EXF-994, 1764 nucleotides long. RefSeq names its product Protein phosphatase PP2A regulatory subunit A. The transcript has 3 exons. The record is from RefSeq and is a predicted model, not a curated record. Bases 1 to 1764 code for a protein of 587 amino acids. NCBI's taxonomy places the organism in Eukaryota, Fungi, Basidiomycota, Wallemiomycetes, Wallemiales, Wallemiaceae. Gene Ontology annotation, biological process: protein dephosphorylation. Gene Ontology annotation, molecular function: protein phosphatase regulator activity. Gene Ontology annotation, cellular component: protein phosphatase type 2A complex; cytoplasm.
AUGGAUGAAGAAUUAUUCCCUGUGGCAUUGCUGCUUGAUGAAUUGAAAUCUGACGACGUUACAUUGCGCCUAAAUGCUAUUCACAGAAUAUCAACAAUCGCUUUGGCACUUGGCCCAGAAAGAACGCGUGAUGAGCUCAUUCCUUUCUUGCAAGAUUCCCUCGACGACGAAGAUGAGGUUCUCCUCGCUUUAGCCGAGGAAUUGGGAUCUUUCACUGAGUACGUAGGUGGAAAGGAAUACGCGCAUGUAACGCUCUCACCGCUGGAGUCAUUGGCUGGUAUGGAAGAGACGCUUGUCAGGGAUAAGGCUUCAGAAUCCAUAAACAAAAUCGCUACAGAUUUGUCUAGCGAGCAGGUGGAGACUGACUACCUCCCACUUCUCCAACGACUUACCAAUGGUGACUGGUUCACUCCACGUACCUCUGCUUGCGCUCUCUUCGCUUCAGUCUACCAAACCGCAAAUGAAAGUACGCGCAAUGAGCUCCGUGGACUUUUUAAGAAACUCACAAACGACGAUACUCCAAUGGUUAGAAGAUCCGCUGCUAAGAAUCUUGCUGGUUUCAUAAACGUCCUUGAGCCGAAUGAAAUUUUCUCUGAAUUCAUCGACGUUUAUAAGAAAUUAGCCAUUGAUGAUCAAGACAGCGUUAGAUUGCUCACCGUAGAAGCAUUGAUCACAAUCAUGAAGAAGCUAGACAAAUCUCAAGUUAACUCUGAGCUCUUGCCUUGUGUUCGAGCUGCAUGCAACGACGCUUCUUGGAGAGUUAGAUUCAUGGUUGGCCAGAAGUUUGUUGAAAUGGCUGAAUGCGUCAAUCAAGAUAUCAUUCGUGAUGAAUUGGUACAGGCUUUCGUUAACUUGUUAAAGGAUAAUGAGGCAGAAGUUAGAACUGCGUCCGCUUCUCAAAUACCUGGCGUCGCUAAAUUUGUUGAUCAAGAAAUAGUUUUGGCAAAGAUAUUGCCCGUUGUGAGAGAUAUUGCAGGUGAUCAAUCACAACAUGUUAGAGCAGCCGUUGCGAAUGAAUUAUCAGGAUUAGCACCAUUAUUGGGUAAAGAUGAAACAGUUGAAAACGUUUUACCAAUUUUCCUUCAACUUUUGAAAGAUGAAUUCCCAGAUGUUAGAUUAAACAUCAUUUCAAGACUUGAUAAGGUGAAUGAUGUGAUUGGUAUUGAUUACCUUUCAAAGGCAUUACUACCCGCAAUCUUUGAGUUAGCAGAAGAUAAACAAUGGAGAGUUAGACAAGCAAUAAUUGAGUAUAUACCACUUUUAGCAAAACAAUUAGGCGUAGAAUUCUUCAAUGAGCAAUUGGGUAACCUUUGCAUGUCAUGGUUGGGUGAUACAGUAUUCUCAAUAAGAGAUGCAGCGACUAUAAACUUAAAAAAUUUGACAGAAGUGUUUGGAUCAGAUUGGGCAUCACAAACGGUAGUACCAAAGGUGGUAGCAAUGGGAAAUCACUCCAACUACUUAUACAGAAUGACGACAGUAUUUGCGAUAACGACAAUGUCACCUGCAUUACAACCAAAAGUGAUUCAAGAGCAAAUAUUAACGAUAAUAUUAUCAUUAACGACAGAUGCAAUUCCAAAUGUUCGAUUCAACGUUGCAAAAUGUUUAGAAGUAUUGAGUGGAAACCUACAACAAACACCAGAAGGACAAGAAGUAAUCCAAAGAGAAAUUUUACCUGCGGUGGACAAGCUGAAAGAGGAUCCAGAUGCAGAUGUGAGGUACUUCUCAAAUAAAGCAAUUGAGUCAAUUACAGGUGUUAAAAACUAA